UUCUUUGAACUUUUCAGUAGAUAACAGAUGCGGGUGAAGGAUCCAUCAAAAGAUUUACCUGAGAAAGGCAAAAGAAAUAAAAGACCCUUGCUACCUCAUGACGAAGAUUCUUCAGAUGACAUUGCUGGUUUAACAUGCCAGCACGUCAGUCAUGCUGUCAGUGUGAAUCAUGUGAAGAAGGCAGUAGCUGAGAACCUGUGGUCAGUUUGUUCAGAGUGUUUGAAAGAGAGAAGAUUCUGUGAUGGACAGCCGGUACUUCCUUCUGAUGUUUGGUUGUGCCUCAAGUGUGGUUUUCAGGGAUGUGGUAAAAAUUCAGAAAGCCAGCAUUCACUGAGACAUUUCCAGAGCCUUGGGACUGAUUCCCAUUUUUUUGUCAUUAGCCUGAGUAGCUGGACCAUAUGGUGUUAUGAAUGUAAUGAAAAAUUAUUGACACAGUGUAACAAGAAGGUUUUGGCUCAGAUAGUUGACUUUCUCCAGAAACAUGUUUCUAAAACACAAACAGGUGCAUUUUCUAAAGUCAUAAAACUUAGUGAAGAAAAACGUGAAACGGGUGAAAUAAAGAAGGGAAGAAAAGGCAGCUGUGUGCCAUCUGUUAAAGGAAUUACAAAUUUAGGAAAUACUUGCUUUUUUAAUGCAGUCAUUCAGAACUUGGCGCAGACUCACGUUCUCUUUGAGCUGAUGAAUGAGAUAAAAGAGGACGGCACCAAACUCAAGAUUUCUCUUUCGUCAGCUCCGCAGCUGGAUCCGUUAGUGGUGGAACUUUCAAGCCCUGGACCAUUGACUUCAGCCUUGUUCCUGUUUCUUCACAGCAUGAAAGAGGCUGAAAAAGGACCACUUUCUCCUAAAGUUCUUUUCAACCAGCUUUGCCAGAAGGCUCCUCGGUUUAAAGGGUUCCAGCAACAGGACAGUCAGGAGCUUUUGCACCAUUUGCUGGAUGCAGUGAGGACAGAGGAGACAAAGAGGAUACAAGCUAGCAUUCUAAAAGCAUUUAACAACCCAACUACGAAGACUGCUGAUGAUGAAACUAGAAAAAAAGUCAAAGCCUAUGGAAAAGAAGGCGUGAAGAUGAACUUCAUAGAUCGGAUCUUUAUUGGUGAAUUAACUAGCACAGUCAUGUGUGAAGAAUGUGCAAAUAUCUCCACCAUGAAGGAUCCCUUCAUUGAUAUUUCACUUCCUAUUAUAGAAGAAAGGGUUUCAAAACCUGUACUUCUGGGAAAAAUGAAUAAAUGCAGAGGUUUACAGGAGACAGACCGAGAUCAUGACAACAGCACUGCUACUCUAGAAAGUACCCAUCAACCCAGAGCUGCCAAGAAGCAUCCGUCACCUAAAGAUAAGAAUCAACUAAGUCAUGACAGAAAGCAUGCAAGAAAAUCGCCAUCUGGAGAAGAGAAGACUGGUGUUCUGCGUCGUUCUGAAUCCGAGAGCGCUUCCAAGCAAACUGUGCUGUUCCGGGCUGGUUCCGACUCCUGCGGGCGCACAGAUCAGCACCUACACCUCUCACUGGCAAGUGAAUUGCCACAUACCACCGAGACUCACGGAGGCGACGAGGAGAUGGCUGAAGCGAUUGCCGAACUUCAUUUGGGCAGCACUGUCAUUGGAAAUAGAGAUUUUGACAGGGAAAAACAGCCACUGAAUAUCCCCAAUAAUUUGUGUUUUUCAGAGGGAAAACACAUGAAGUGUCAUAGCGCCCAAAAUGCUUUUCAGACUCUUUCUCAGAGCUAUGUGACUACUUCUAAAGAGUGCUCGGUGCAGUCCUGUCUCUACCAGUUCACGUCCAUGGAGUUACUAAUGGGCAACAACAAGCUUCUCUGUGAGGACUGUACGGAAAAGAAACAGAAGUGCCAAAGAGAAACCAGCUCUGCAGAAAAGAAAGCAGGAGGAGUUUAUACUAAUGCCAGGAAGCAACUACUAAUAUCUGCUGUUCCAGCUAUCCUAAUUCUUCAUCUUAAAAGAUUCCAUCAGGCUGGCUUGAGUCUUCGUAAAGUGAACAGACAUGUAGACUUUCCACUUAUCCUUGACUUAGCACCAUUCUGUGCCGCUGCUUGUAAGAAUAUAAAUGUGGGAGAGAAAGUUCUGUACGGUCUCUAUGGUAUAGUGGAACAUAGCGGCUCAAUGAGAGGCGGCCAUUACACUGCAUAUGUGAAAGUGAGAGUGCCCUCCAGGAAGUUGUCUGAAUAUAUUACUGGGAGAAAAACUGUACCAGGUUUGAAGGAACCUGACAGUGACUUGGGUAGCCACUGGGUCCACAUCAGCGACACUUACGUGCAGGUGGUUCCAGAGUCAAGAGCACUUAGUGCACAAGCUUAUCUUCUUUUUUAUGAAAGAAUAUUGUAAUUAGCUGUUAACUGUUAGUUAGCUCAUCUGUAUUUUAAUGCUGCAGUGGUAAGCAUAACAUGUAAUGUGCCUUUGUAGUCUUUAGAAAUAGUGCAUCUUUCCAGCGUUAUCUAAUUUUUUCAUCAUGUGGUAAAUCCUUUAAAAAUAAAUUAAUGCACCAGGC
Molecule: messenger RNA, 2497 nt
Organism: Cricetulus griseus (Chinese hamster)
Lineage: Eukaryota; Metazoa; Chordata; Mammalia; Rodentia; Cricetidae
Source: RefSeq, a predicted model, not a curated record